AUGCACUGGGCAGCCAGGUGGGGGCAGUGGGGGGCGCUGGAGGCUCUUGCGGCGGGCGGGGCCGACGUGGACCCCGUCGAUGAUGAGGGCAACACGCCUCUCCACGACGCAGCUUCAAGGGGGCAUCUUCUCGCGGUGGGCGUCUUGACUGGCCUCGGGGCGUCCACCAGCAAGAAGAAUAAGGGCGGGAAGACUCCGCAGGACCUGUUGGGGAAACCUUCCGCUGAUGAACUCUUCUCCAUGGCGAAGAAAUGUGCUGCGGCCGAGAAGGAAAGGAUGAGGAAGAUGCAGGACAAACUCGAGGAGCAGCAGAAGGAGAUGAAGAAGAGGUACGACUCGAAGGAGGCGGAGGCAGACACUCUGCAGAAGGAAAAUGGAGAGUUGAAGAAGGAGCUUCAGGAAAAGGAAAAGGAAAACAAGGUAACUCAGGUGCAUGACAAACUCGAGGAGCAGGCGAGGAAGAUGAAGAAGAGGUACGACUCGAAGGAGGCGGAGGAGAAACUCGAGGAGCAGGGGAAGGAGAUGAGCAAGAG
This is a messenger RNA of Penaeus indicus, 533 nucleotides long. Its product is annotated as ankyrin repeat and SAM domain-containing protein 4B-like. The transcript is spliced from 5 exons. Lineage: Eukaryota; Metazoa; Arthropoda; Malacostraca; Decapoda; Penaeidae. The record is from RefSeq and is a predicted model, not a curated record. Gene Ontology annotation, molecular function: protein binding. The annotation marks the transcript as partial.